GCGGAAGUGACCGUACGUCAUUACGUCAUCACGCCGGUUGAAAUUUGCGCGCGCAGCGUCCAGACAGAAAGAGAGACAGUAUAUUAAAGACUUUACUCAGUGAUGUCUAAGAGAAAGGAUUUCAUGCAGUCCGUCCAUCCGGACCGGGUGCAGGAUUUUCUCCAUUUCAUUAAUCUACAUAAAGACGUGUCGGAGCCUUUGGACCUGUCGGAGCUGAUUCAAGAGCUUCAGAUGAAGCAGCGGUCGGAGUUAUGGGGUAAAAUGUCGGCAUUACUGAAACACACACUGCACUCGUACCCCUCAGAGCGCUGGAUCAGCCGCCUAGAGCACGACUCAGAUGGAGAAGACAUGGAGGUGGAGCAGUCUGCUGAGCUGAAACACACCAUGGCAGUGCUGGAGGGUGUUACGCUGGUGUGUACGGUGUGUGUGGACUCGGUCCAGAGUGGAGACAAUUACACUGACCUGCUGGACUGCAUGUACUCUCUCAACAGUGUAGAGAGUUGUCUGCCCCUGUCAGAGGUGCCCCUGCAGAAGGCCAUUCAUUGGCUGUUUGAGUGUUGGUGGAGGCGGGGCUUACAGGGGAAGGAGGAGCUCGGCUGGACUGCGUUCGUCGCUUGUUUGGAGAACACGAUUACGCUCAAAAAAACGCUGACCGAGCUGAACCGUCUGUACUCUCUACGUGACAUUCUGCUCAGUGUGGAGUUUGACUCAGAGAGGGGUCAGUACAUAACCAACCCCCUGCUGCAGUGCUUCCUCAGCACCAACCACAUCAAACGAGAGGAGGGGAAACGUUUUCUGGCGUUCCUCUUCAGUUGGGAUGUUGGUUUCAUCAAGAUGAUCCACGAGACCAUCAAGAACCAGCUACAGUUUCUGUCUAAAGCCGUAGCUGAAGACGUAGCUGAGAUCUAUUUCCGGGCGUGGAAGAAGGCGAGCAGUCCGUUCCUGGAGGAGAUCGAGUUGUCAUGUAUCCAGGACUUGAUGCAGCACGCGAUCCUGCUGCACCGAACCUCACCUGUACAGAGCAAAGUGCGCCAGAUUCUGUCAUAUCUGCACAAGCAGAAGUUCAGGCAGGGUGUGGACGAGAUGCUGCAUCGCCUCUACAUGCCCAUCCUGUGGAAAGCUCUGAAGGCGCUGAACGCAGAGGUGCGAGCGAACGCCACCCUUCUUUUCACCGAGGCGUUCCCCAUCCACGACCCCAACAUGAGCAGCGACCGAGUGGAUGAACUGGUGCAGAAACAACUCGACACUCUCUUCGCACUGCUGGAGGACAUGAACCCAUCAGUGCGCUGUGCAGCCGUGUUAGGAGCGUGUUCAGUGUUGUCUCGGUGUUGGGAGCUCCUGCCCUCCUCCAUUAUCACUGACGUGCUGAAGAAGCUGCUGGAGCUCGCCACAGACAGCAGCAGCCCCGACUGUCGCUGUGCUGUCUUUAUGUGCCUGUCAAUGAUACUGGACAAUCGGAUGAGCCACCCCCUGAUGGAGGAGCUGCUCCCGGCGUUGAAGCUCAGUCUCCACGACACAUCAGAGAAAGUGCGCGUGGCCUUCGUCGACCUGCUCCUAAAGAUUAAAGCCGUCCGUGCAGCCAAGUUCUGGAAGGUGUGUUCGAUGGAGCACCUGCUGAAGCGGUUGGAGCUGGACUCUGUGUGUGUGUCGAAGCGUAUUGUGAACCUUCUCUUCACCUCCUUCUUCCCUCUCACUCAGCCUGAGGCUGUGUGGUGCGAGCGCUGCGUUUCCAUGAUCCAGAUGAACCACGGAGCCGCUCGCAAGUUCUACCGCUAUGCCUACAUGUACACCGCGCCCACCAACAUAGUGAAGCUGAUGCUGAUGAUCCGUAAGUGUUUGAACGCCUGCAUCCAGAAGACGGCAGAAAGCCCAGACGAGUCAGUGUGCAGCAACAAGGAGAACAACUCGGUGCUGGAGGACGUGUUGUCAGUGAAGGACACGUCGGUCAUGGCGAGUCUGUUGGAGUUGGUGGUUAUUCUGUGGAAAAGCGUACAGAAAUCCCUGCAGCUCAACCAGGAGGCGCUGCAGUACACCACGGUCAAGUUCUCCUCCGUCCUGCCCGAGUACCUUCGUGUCUUUCAGGACGAGCGGUGUACAGCUGCACUCAUCCGCUUGGCGUCUUUACUUCCUGUGUCUGCUGUUCCAGCCUUCAGGAGUAAAGUAGCAGCUCAACUGAAGAGGCUGGACAGCGGCUCGCCCGUGUCUCUGUACAGUCAGCUGAUCGAGUGUGUGUGUGGAUGGGGACAGCUGAGCCACGUACUGGAGCUGGCAGUGCUUUGGCUCACAGAGGCCACGCCCCUAAAGACGGUGGAUGAGAGUGGGCGGGGCUCCCGGCAGGUGCAGUUUGAUGAGCCGGAGGUGGAGAUGAAGCCGGAGUUGGGGUUGGAUUACUUGGAGUACGUGCUGUCGAGGCCUCACAUUCGGGACAGUUUGUUGAGUCUGAGUGUGGAUCAGCUCACACCCCUCAUCACAGCCCUCGCUGCCUGGAAGGAGGUGCUGUACUCCUCUCUGAGUGAGGGCGAGGUCAAUGAAGCAGUUACACAGACAGCACUCCGAGCUUUUGGCAUACACUCUCGUCUCACUGUCCAUCUCCAAUACAAAGACCCUCAGGGGCGGACGUUCCUGACCACUCUGGAGGAGUCCGUGGACUGGGUGGAGAAGAGGGUCCUCCCGUUCCUGGUUGCCCCUGGCGACAGUGUCUCUGAGCAGCAGCUGAGUCUGAGCAGGAGAAUUGUGGAGAUGUGUCUGCACGUGUGUAAGGACACAGUGCACGUUGCUUUAGGAGACAGUAAUUUUAAUGAACACGUGCUGCAGCUUUGUUCCUACGUGUUGUUGUCUGAGAAAGGCUACAUGUGUGUCCCUGUCCUGCUGUCCCUGCUGACCGAGGUGGCUCAGGACUGUGUUUCCCAUGAUGCCGAGGGACAGGAAGAGCAGCUGUCGGUCUCCCUGCACAUCAUCGCCAACAUUUUCCAGAAAGUUUUAGAGGUCAUGGCACACCGUCUGCGCAAAGACAAAGAGGAGGGUCAGGAGCUGUGCUGCUCCUCCGUCGACGCCCUGAGCAACUUCCUGCUGGCGACUCAGGUGAUGUCUGAAAAGUCAGAGGUCAUGACUGGGAUCUUCUCAUCUCUGUGUGCGGCCAUUAUCAUCGAAGUUAGCAGAACUUUGCAGAAGAUUUCUGAUCCUGAAAAUUUAAGGACUCCUGAGACCGCGACUGAUCUGCCUCCUCUCUCGAGCAGCAUCAUGUCCGCCAUCCUCAGAUCACCUGCAGUAACCAGGUGCUUCCUGACCGAGAUGAGCUCCACCGUCGACUCCGAGGCCAUCGACAGCAUCGGCGGACUCGCCGCCAUCACACACGUUCUGGCCAUCGUGAGGAAAACGGAAAAGUUCAGCGCUCUUCUAAAGGGAAUCGGUGUGUCGGUGCACAGACAGAUCCUGCAGCACUACGGCGUCACAGCAGACGAGUCGGCACACAGGUUUAUCUACGAGAACACAGUGGGGACGCUGAACGAGCUCCUGAUGCCCUGAAUCUGUCCGUCAUCUCUUUACAGACACUCAAGAUCUCUCUUUCUGACUUUCACUUUUUUUCCCACUCACACUUUUAUACAAACGUCCUGUUUUAAUCUGUCAUUUCUAUCUUCUUUCCACCAUGUCUUCAUUAUACAGCACUUGUAUAUCAACACACACGUGUGCGCUCUAAUCGCAAUAACAGCAAGAACUAUCUGCUGAAAUUGUGAAAUAAAACAAUCCCAUUGUGUAUAAA
Tachysurus vachellii is the source of this 3760-nucleotide messenger RNA. RefSeq names its product non-SMC condensin II complex, subunit G2 (gene ncapg2). The transcript is spliced from 27 exons. The record is from RefSeq and is a predicted model, not a curated record. Bases 103 to 3525 code for a protein of 1140 amino acids. Lineage: Eukaryota; Metazoa; Chordata; Actinopteri; Siluriformes; Bagridae. Gene Ontology annotation, cellular component: nucleus; condensin complex. Gene Ontology annotation, biological process: mitotic sister chromatid segregation.